Aspergillus terreus NIH2624 is the source of this 1956-nucleotide messenger RNA. Its product is annotated as shugoshin family protein. Gene Ontology annotation, cellular component: chromosome, centromeric region; nucleus. Gene Ontology annotation, biological process: meiotic chromosome segregation. The transcript has 4 exons. The record is from RefSeq and is a predicted model, not a curated record. NCBI's taxonomy places the organism in Eukaryota, Fungi, Ascomycota, Eurotiomycetes, Eurotiales, Aspergillaceae. Bases 1 to 1956 code for a protein of 651 amino acids.
AUGGCUCGCCUGAAUGAAUCAGCUGCUCCCGGCGAAUCUCUAGAAUCGCUCAAACGGCGGUUCGUGAGACAAAACCGUGAAAUCGCUCGUGUCAACUCAAUCCAAUCUCUCCGCAUCCGAAGCCUCGAAUCGGAAGUCUCCCACCUUCUCGCCGAAAACGUGUCGCUUAGAGAGCAAGUUAUCGCUUUGGGCAAUGAGCUAGAGAGGUUUGAGGCUGCGAAGCUGCUCAGUGAUGGCGUCUACGACAUCAAGGCAAAAUUGGACACCAAACUAGCGGAGCUCAACAAUAUCGUGUCGAACCUGGGAGCCCUACCGCGCAAUUUCAACAAGUCCAUCAGCCAGAAUGAUGGUGAUGCUGCUCAGAAUGUCUCUACUCAACACAGCCCAGCACUAAAGCCUCAAGGGCCCGACUCCAAUCAAGAUAUCGAAGAAGACGGGCGCCUCCCUGUCAUACUUGAAGAUAAAUACUACCCCCGGAAAACAUUGGAGGCGAAUGAACUGCGGGACCUAGCGAAAGAGAAUGUCUCCGACUCAUUCGGACCGGGAGCUCAAUACCCAGAAGAGCACGACACACAGGCAGACUUACAUGACGACUCCCUCGAUACACCACUCCACGACGACGACCCUGAGCUCGAUACACACUUUCUUCCACCGACGCUGGAGACAAGGAAAAAGAAACGACCAGGCCCAUUGCCAAUUGGGGAAGAACUGUCCAGACCAGAUCACGACUCAGUCACACCAAAGAAGAACUCCAGUUACUUGCUGAAGUCUGGUGCGAAACGCAAAUUCUCCUCCGAAGAAGAUGAGGAAUUCCAGCCUAUUUCAACAGCGGAUGACGACUUCCAAUUCAGCCGCCCCAACCAAUCACCGGCUAAUGCAGAGGAAGAGCUUUCUCUGUCCGCGAAGGAAGAAUCUCCAGUAAAAAGGCGAACUCAGCUGAAAGAAAGACGGGAGAACAUUGCCCCUCCUAAGCGGAAAGCCUUGGAGCCAAAAAGCACAAAUACUCGCAUGGUCUCCCCGGGUAGACCACGAAAAGGAAUUUCUUUGAACCGUGGCAAAAAAGUCUCAACGAGCGCCGAUUCUCCGGAUGACGAAAAUCGCCAGUUUCGAUCAGUCAAAUCAGCGGAUCAACGUGGACCGCAAUGCAGGUCAUUGAGCGAAGACCUCAACCAUGACGACAUCGAAUCAGCCGAGCGAAAGGAUCCUGAGAACGUUGGGACUGUAUCUGAAUCCCAAGCAUCACAAGACUCAGCCCAGUUCGACAUGUCCGACACCCCUGCAGACCAGGCCGAAACUUCGUCCCGGCCAACGAGACGCCAAAGAGCUGUCGUUAGCUACGCAGAGCCGAACUUGAGGGCCAAAAUGCGACGCCCUACAAGUGAAUUUAUUGCUGCUGUUGGUGGAGACCAGGGGAGACGAGUAUCCGGCUCUCAGCCUUCAAGAAAGUCACGAGAGCCUGAGCCGACCCCUGGAAGAUCCGAAUCGCCUGGUAUUGAGGCGCCAGAUGGCUCUUCUGGGCCUUCAGCGAGAAAGCGCAAAACUCUACCGGAGAAGCGUGAUAGCUUGCCAUGUCGAGACCUUGAGGAUGAAACCAGAGACGACGCUCUUCCCGUCUCAAUAUCGAUAGAUCGCAAACAUCCGAAAGAGUCGGACAACCAGUUCAGAGAGCCUCGUGCUCUAGAGGAGAGCUGCAGAAAGUCUACCAAGAAUACGCUAAGAGCACUAUCGAGCCUGAACAAACAAUCUCGCCGGCACUCUUCUAACCCUACGGCCGCUACCAAUAUUUCGAGAAUGGGCUCGCAACAGGCUUUCGAUUCAGCUGCAGCUCUACAUGAAGCUUCUAUCCAACAAAAAGCAGACUUCAUGAGUCCGGAGGCAGGAGGUGACACGGAACCAACUGUGUCUCUGAGACGGGGGCAACGGGCUGCGUCACGGAGGAAAAGCAUGAUGCUUUGA